Messenger RNA from Propithecus coquereli (Coquerel's sifaka), 481 nucleotides. RefSeq names its product cytochrome c oxidase protein 20 homolog. The transcript is spliced from 2 exons. Gene Ontology annotation, biological process: mitochondrial respiratory chain complex IV assembly. The record is from RefSeq and is a predicted model, not a curated record. Lineage: Eukaryota; Metazoa; Chordata; Mammalia; Primates; Indriidae. The coding region runs from base 1 to 360 and encodes 119 amino acids. Gene Ontology annotation, cellular component: mitochondrion; mitochondrial inner membrane.
AUGGCUGCCGCUCCAGAGCCCGGCGAGCCCGGGAAGGGGAAGACAUUUAAGCUCCUAGGAAUCUUAGAUGUUGCAAACAUUUCCUGUGCACGGGAUUCAGUAUUAUAUGGUUCAUUAGGAUCUGUUGUGGCUGGCCUUGGACAUUUUUUAUUAACUAGUAGAAUUAGAAGAUCAUGUGAUGCUGGAGUAGGAGGAUUUAUUUUGGUGACUUUAGGAUGCUGGUUCCAUUGUAGGUAUAAUUAUGCAAAGCAAAGAAUCCAGGAAAGAAUUGCCAGAGAAGGAAUUAAAAAUAAGAUAUUAUAUGAAAGCACCCACCUUGAUCCUGACAGAAAACAAACCAACAGCGACAGCAGCAAUUAAGCAAUCUUGAGCACAGAAAACCAAACACAGCUCCCUGAUGUCAACGUGAACAAAGCUGAUAUUAAUCAUUUAAACAUUUUAUGUACAGUAAGCUUGCAAUCAAGUAAAUAAAGUAUGUGUA